AUGCCCUUUGUAUCAGAUGCUGUGCCCAAAACGGCUUGCAACACACAGGCCUUAAACCGAUUGCAAUCAUUGUGCUACGAACCAUCUAUUCCAGUAGAAUCCAGGCAGAAACUGCUGGCUGUUCUAAAUACCUUGCAAAGCUCUAAUCAUAAUACUCUAAAUACCGUGUCUUUGCAGCCUAAUAAUGACGGAUUAUCAAAUACUAAACAAAAUAAAGACCAAACUUCGAAAGGAAUCGAUAUACAUGCACCGCUGUGGCAUAGGGCGUAUGCGCAAAAUGAUGGUGAACGGCGCUCGCGUGCGGUGGGGUUUAAUGUUGCAAUGUCCCCCUUCAGAAACUUUGCCAAGUCGAAUUCGUUCAACAAGCGAUCCCUUCCUGUGCUUCAAGAUCACACAGAAACCUUUGCCCAAAUGAACAAAGUGAUGUGUCAAACUAUACGCUAUGUAGAAUCCGUUUCUGAAUUAGAGUUUGACAUUAAUGAUGUCAAAGAAUAUGACAAUAGUAUUAUGGUUGACAAAGAGCGACUUUUUAUGUCCGUUUGUUGUAGUAUAUUUUCAAACUUCUCGCUCACGACAACAUUGAGCCUGGAUAUCUCAAAAUUGACUAAUUUUCUAAUCGACAUAUUUAACUACUAUUCGGAAGAGCAUUACUUCCACACCGCCCUGCACGCCGCGGACUCCCUUCAAAUGCUCUCCUUGUUCUUCCGCGAGCCCAACACCAACUUCCUCUUCACCGAUGAAGAGAUCCUACUGGCCUUUCUCAGUGUUCUAUGCAUGGACAUCGCCAACCCCGCCCUGCACUCCAUGACCCUUGUCGAGCUCAACCACCCGUUGGUCACGGUAUUUGGCAAUUUGUCCGUCAAGAAACAAGCCAGCCUCAUCGUCUUCCUGCAUCAGCUCUUCCUAGAUGAGAACUUCUUCAUGACCAUGCCACAGUCCAUGCUCUACGCGAAAAACCUGUUACAGGAGAGCCUCAACACCAUUGUCAUCUUCACCUCCAGCCGACUUCGGUCCUAUCUCAUGAACCAACUGCGCUGUGUGGCAAUGUUGAAUCGGGUGGAUGGAGAGAGCAUCCCGUACCUGCUCUCGGCCCUCACCCACCUUUCCGUGAACGCCUUCGCGUUUCGUCCGCGAAGGCAAUGGGUCUUCUGGGGAAACUGUUUGUACGCCGAGUGGAAAAGAGAGGCGGAGGAACGACAACGGCAUUGGUUAGGGGAGUUGUUUCCCAAUCUCAAUUACGACCCCCGGUCGGCAGUUGCGACACUUGUGGGGUAUUGCGCUUCCACGGUCAAACCACUUGCCGACGUCGUCAAAUCCCUCGUACCGACAGACCUUUAUGAUAAUCUAGAGCGAAAUGUAGAUCGGGUUGCGGUUGAGGCCGAGAUGGAAUCCACCCGAUGCGUCUUUUCAAUCCCGAAGGAAACGCGAACCUGGAGUGACAAUAGCUCGUCGGUGAUUGAGAUCCUCAGAAAGAAUACGGCGCACGCCAAUAGCUUGGAUCGGAAGGCCUCUAAGUGCGCCAUCCUAAAUGCCUCACCCCAGCGAUCUGUGACGUACUCGAUGGAAAGGCAAAACUCUAUCAUGCAGCUGUCUUGUCAACCUUCCAUCAGCGAUAUCGAAGUGGACUGCUUUCGAGCAUGUGGGAGUGAAGCAAAUCCUAACUCGGUUUCCCCCACACGAUCGGAACACUAUUUCUCGUUUCUGCGGCUUUAUGACGAAUUUGAACGAAGUGGCCGAUCAUCAUUGGAUUUUCUGAGUAAACUUAUCUUUUUUGCCUUACAAUUAGACCCACACUAUAUCGGACGCUACGCAAGGGAUGCCUUUGGGGAUGACUGUACGGCUCAGCAGUGUGGAGAAAUGGCGGUAUUAAUUCGCUCAGUUGAGGACACGCCAUCGACGGCUGAAGCCAUUGUCAAUAGCCGCUCUCGCAGUCAUGGGCCUACAUCAAUGCCAGACGAAUCGAACAACACUGAUGGAUUUAUACUUCUUCUGAUGAACAUGUAUAUACAACGUGAAGAAGAAACUGAACGAUUAGUUAGUUCACAUAUAUUACAAGAAAAUAUUAGUGAAGAUACCGAAUGCGAUUACAAGACAUCACCCUCAAAUAUAUUGCGACUGUCCAAAGACAAUAAAACACAACGUGACUCACCUAUACGCCUUCCUGACAAUCCUAUUACCUUAGAAGUAAAGAAUUCUUUUUCGAUUGAUAGCUUAAUAUCAGAUCUGGAGAGUAGCAAUUAA
Phytomonas sp. Hart1 is the source of this 2241-nucleotide messenger RNA. Lineage: Eukaryota; Euglenozoa; Kinetoplastea; Trypanosomatida; Trypanosomatidae. The record is from the annotation of a GenBank genome assembly.